AUGGCUCCUGAGACACUUUCUCGUAGUUCGCAGUCGUCUACUGGUAUAGUAUACAGAAGCGAUGUUCACGAAGCGUGUGUUUCGAAUGCAUACAAGCUUCUCAAGAACAGAUUCAAUGACAUACUCCGCAAAAACGAUUCGCUUGAGAAGAGCCAGAAGCUGCUACAACGACGAACCGAUCACGCAUCACGAGACAACCGCAGACUUCGUCGAGAACUGAAUCGUCAGCAAAACGACUGCAAGCUACUGACAAAAGAGAUCAAAAGUAUCUCGGCAGAAAAAUCGCAGUUAUAUGCACAACUUGAGGAAGAAAAAUUUCAAAAGCAGCUUGGCGAUGUUUUUCUUCAACAGUGUCUUGAUGAAAUUGGAGAACGACAACAAGAAAUAAGGGAAGAGAGAUCAAAGAGACAGGUGAAUGACUUGAUGGUUGAUCGGUGUCGCGACAAGAUCGAAAAGCAGAAGCUGGAGUUGGAAGAGAAGGAAAACCACCUCAGGACAUGCAAAGAAGCAGUGGUUGUAGCUUACAGUGAGAUUUCUAUGGUCAAAGCCCAAAAUCGUUAUCUGGAGCAGCGGCUGAUUGUUGGUGAGGACAACAUCUCUGAACUAAAUUGGCAACUAGAAAGGAAAAACGGAGAAACAGCAAGGCUGAACAUAAUUGUGGCGAAGUUAGAGAAAGAAAGAAGUGAGGCUAUGGACGGGUGCUAUUACCUUCAGGGUCAAAUUGGAAAGCUCAAGACUACUACAGUAAAUUAG
Fusarium mangiferae is the source of this 753-nucleotide messenger RNA. RefSeq lists its product as uncharacterized. NCBI's taxonomy places the organism in Eukaryota, Fungi, Ascomycota, Sordariomycetes, Hypocreales, Nectriaceae. The transcript has 2 exons. The coding region runs from base 1 to 753 and encodes 250 amino acids. The record is from RefSeq and is a predicted model, not a curated record.